CUCGUAUUCUGAUUUAGUAAUUUUCCCGCGAAAGCAGCCAAACAAGAAAAGCAGAGAAAAUAAAAGUGUUUUUUUAUGUCUAGAGUUUAAACACCCAUUCUCAUUCAUUCUAGUCCACAAAGGUGCAUGUAGAUGUUUCCCAAGUUGCUGUCUCUCUUCUUCCACCACCACUCUCUCUGUCUUUGAUUAUCAACAAUUCAACAUCAACAUGGAUCCAUGCCCUUUCGUUCGCCUCAUGGUUGAAUCUCUCUCCCUCAAACUCCCCUCUCCGGCCAAACCACCACCUCUCUCCGGCGUCCACCCUUCAACCACUCCAUGCUUCUGCGAAAUUCAGAUUCACAAGUCUCUUCCAAUUCACACUGCCCUUCUUCCCCUUUCUUCCUCCUCUGCUCCCGACUCCACCGCAUCCACCUCCGCCCCCGCCUUCCACCUUGACUCCGCCGCAAUCCGCCGCCUCUCCGCCAAGCCCCUCACCGUCUCCAUCUCCGUCUACAACGGACGUAAGGGCCGCACGUGCGGCGUCCGCUCCGCCAAGUUUCUCGGCCGUGUCCGUCUCACCGUUCACCUGAACUCCGCCCUCUCUGGCUCUAACACAUUCCACAGCGGGUGGUUCAAGUUGGCCAGGAACGGUGACGGACCGGGAAAUGAUAAGCAAUCAGCUCAGCUUCAUCUUGUGGUCCGGUCUGAACCGGAUCCGCGGUUCGUGUUUCAGUUCGGCGGUGAACCGGAAUGCAGCCCGGUGGUUUUUCAGAUUCAGGGGAAUAUCAAACAACCUGUUUUCAGCUGCAAGUUCAGUGCUGAUCGAACCUACAGAUCCCCGUCUCUCCCAUCAGAUUUUACAAACAAUCCUAGUAGUUGGAGAAGAUCCUUUUCAGGUGACAGAGAAAGAGAAAGUCAAGGCAGGGACAGAAAGGGUUGGAUGAUCAUGAUACAUGAUCUCUCUGGCUCACCUGUUGCAGCAGCCUCCAUGAUCACUCCCUUUGUCCCUUCCCCUGGCUCCGAUCGCGUGUCGCGAUCAAACGCGGGCGCCUGGCUCAUCCUGCGCCCCAACGGCGCCUCCUCCGCGAUCAGUAGCUGGAAGCCCAGGAGCCGAUUAGAGGCGUGGCGAGAGAGAGGACCUGUUGAUGGAUUGGGCUACAAGGUUGAGCUUUUCUCUGACAAUGAAAACAGAAUCCCCAUUGCUGAAGGCACAAUGGGUGUGAAAAAGGGUGGCCAGUUCUGUAUUGAUUACAAAGUGAUGAAGGAUUCUGGAUUGGGUUCAAGGGUACCAGGGGAAGGAUUUGUGAUGGGAUCAAGUGUGGGUGGUGAAGGGAAAAUUAGCAAGCCUGUUGUGCAAGUGGGAGCACAGCAUGUGAAAUGCAUGGCUGAUGCUGCUCUUUUCAUUGCACUCUCUGCUGCUAUUGAUCUUAGCAUGGAUGCUUGCAUGCUUUUCUCUCAUAAACUUAGGAAGGAGCUUUGCCAUGAUGAACAAGAUUCCCUUUCAUGACUUACAUGAAAUCAUUUUGAUUAAUAGCAUGUUUGGUUCGAGUUGAAAUCUUUCACAAUCACUUCUCCUUUCUCAAAAGCUACUCUUGAUAACUUCUUUCGGAAGCACUUCUCAUCCCGACAUGACCAACAUGUGUCAAUACAUGUUUGGAAUCCUUCUACAAUUGAUUCUAAAUCCUGAAUCAACUUUGAGAGAAGUUUCUAUGAGAAGCUUCCGUGUGGCAGAAUUGAUUGUGAGGAAUGAGAAGCUGAUUCAAACAAUUAGUACUGCUCUCUAGUCUCUCCAGAGUGGGUGAUUUUGGUUUGGGCAAAUUUAGCUUCAAUCCAGAACUUCACCUCAAGAUUCUUUUACAUCUGAUUUUGUCUCACAAAUCUUUGACAUUCUUUCUGCCUUUAUCUGGGAGUGCUUGAAGCUGUGUUUUUUAAAAUAGAUUUUAGGCCUUCCUUCUAGUCACACAUUCUUGCAAAAAGAUAUAUAACACAUUGUUUUGAAUUUGAUUGCCUUUGUGUUGGGUUUUGUAAGAGCUGAAAGUUAGGGGAGUGAUCACAAUUCAGUAAGGCAGUGCUACUGGUUAUACUUGUAAGUCUGAACAGAAGAUUUGAGCUGUACAAAAAGAUUCAUUGCACAUGUCUAUUUAUAAUUUAUAAAUGUUUUGAUGCAAUUUUCUGUUAA
Molecule: messenger RNA, 2158 nt
Organism: Lotus japonicus
Lineage: Eukaryota; Viridiplantae; Streptophyta; Magnoliopsida; Fabales; Fabaceae
Exons: 2
Coding region: 209-1486 (425 amino acids)
Source: RefSeq, a predicted model, not a curated record